AUGAGCAAUCGAAGACACACGACGGCCACAGCCAGAUUGAAGCAGGAUUAUAUGAGGAUCAAGCACGAUCCGGUUCCGUACGUCUUCGCUGAACCACUGCCCAGCAACAUUCUGCAAUGGCAUUACGUUGUGAAAGGUCCAGAAAAAUCUUUAUACGAAGGAGGCUAUUACCAUGGAAAACUGGUGUUUCCAGCUGAUUUCCCAUUCAAGCCACCUAGUAUCUACAUGAUAACACCAAAUGGAAGAUUCAGCGUUAAUAAAAGGCUCUGCUUAUCAAUCAGUGACUUCCAUCCAGAUACAUGGAACCCGGCAUGGGGAGUGGCCACCAUACUAACCGGCCUCCUAAGCUUCAUGCUAGAGAAGAGUCCAACAUUGGGAAGUAUUGAAACCUCUGACUACAUUAAAAAACAAUUAGCCUGGCAGAGUGCUGAAUUUAACUUGAAAGACAAAACAUUCUGUGAAUUAUUUCCUGAUCUUGCUGAAGAAAUAGAGGUCGAACUAAAGAAACGAGAGGAAGCUAACAACAAAUCAGAACAAACCAAAUCAGGGAAGAGCAUAAACCUGACUAUCAACGAAAUAGCAUCCAACAAUGGCAGAAUUUUAAAUGGAAUCAUCACAAAUUUAGCAUUUUGUGCUGGUUUGGCUGUGUUUGCUUAUAUGGUGAAGCAUGUUAUAAGUUGUGUGCUGGAGGAAAUGUGA
Molecule: messenger RNA, 699 nt
Organism: Helobdella robusta
Lineage: Eukaryota; Metazoa; Annelida; Clitellata; Rhynchobdellida; Glossiphoniidae
Exons: 7
Coding region: 1-699 (232 amino acids)
Source: RefSeq, a predicted model, not a curated record